AUGAACUUCUCUGGAAAGUAUGAACUCCAGUCCCAGGAAAAUUUUGAGCCCUUUAUGAAAGCCAUUGGGCUCCCCGAUGACCAGAUCCAGAAGGGCAAAGACAUCAAGAGCAUCUCGGAAAUCGUGCAGGAUGGGAAAAAGUUCAAGAUUACAGUGACCACUGGCUCCAAAGUGGUGCACAGCGAGUUCACCAUUGGGGAGGAGUCUGAACUAGAGAUGCUGACGGGAGAGAAAGUCAAGACUGUUGUGCAGUUGGAGGGUAACAAGCUGAUCACAAACCUGAAAGGGCUGAAAUCUGUCACCGAACUCAACGGAGACACCAUCACCCAUACCAUGACCAUGGGAGACCUCACCUACAAGAGAGUCAGCAAGAGAAUCUAG
Messenger RNA from Colius striatus (speckled mousebird), 381 nucleotides. RefSeq names its product fatty acid binding protein 1 (gene FABP1). Lineage: Eukaryota; Metazoa; Chordata; Aves; Coliiformes; Coliidae. The transcript has 4 exons. The record is from RefSeq and is a predicted model, not a curated record. The coding region runs from base 1 to 381 and encodes 126 amino acids. Gene Ontology annotation, biological process: fatty acid transport. Gene Ontology annotation, cellular component: nucleus; cytosol. Gene Ontology annotation, molecular function: fatty acid binding.